AUGCCUGCGCCAAUGGACGCCAGCUACCUAACCACCCAGGUCACUACGAUCAUAGGCCAAUUGCAUUCGAUAUUCGACGAGAUCGGGGUGCCGCGCAAUGAACGAGAAUCCAGAGAAACAGAGCUGUUCUCUGCUUUGUCUGAGACGCUACAUAACCAGCUACGCCUGGUCAACAAUGAGAAGAAUGAAAUGACCGAAGAAGCACACAAUAUCAUCAAGACAAUCAAGCAGAUGGAAGCAUCGCUGGACGAUGAAAAGGACAGAGGCUACGACUUGGACACCGACGGGCUGCGCGUGACCUAUCCCCUCAUUGAUUGUUUACGCGACCUCAAAGAGAAAUACAAUGUCGUUAGCAGACUGCAUCGCGAGCGCUUCGAACAAGUCAAGAAACUGGUUCAAGCUCUCGAGUCUUACUCUUCGCAUCUCGAGUCGUCCUUUGUCAAGAUCCGCCUGCCACCAACUUCCUCCAACAGCUGUCCACCGAACUUCGACCUCUCCCCCUCCUACGUGACGACCCUCGACGAAGAGUUCUCCAGAGUAUAUGAUGAAUACAAUAGGAGGACGCUGCUUGUUCAACAAAUAGCGGAAGAGAUCGUGAGACUGUGGUCGGAUCUGGGUAUCCCUCAAGCCCAGACGGAUUCCUUGAUUGUGCAACAUUACCGCGACUCACCAGAACAGUUGGGUCUCCAUCAGGCAGACUUGGACCGCCUUCGAAGCCGUCGCGACAAGUUGUUGGAUGAGAAGAAAGGUCGUGAAAAGAGACUGGGUGACUUGAAAAAGAACAUCGAGUCUUUAUGGGACCGGUUGGGGAUCGAGGAACCUGACCGAAAAGUGUUCCUGGCCACCAACCGCGGCUGCGGGUUACGAACCAUCAACGAAUUCGAAGACGAAUUGGCCAGACUAAACGAGCUCAAGAGACAAAAUCUUCAUUUGUUUGUCGAAGAUGCUCGCGUCAGACUUCAAGAGCUCUGGGACGCACUGUACUUUUCCGAGGAGGAGAUGCUCGAUUUCACCCCGGCCUUCUCUGACGUGUAUAGUGACGCUCUACUGUCAGCUCACGAGGCUGAGAUUGAACGACUGACCACGCUCAAAGAACAGCGAGCCCCGACUCUGGCGGCCGUGGAAAAGUACAAGUCGUUGAUUGCCGACCGCGAUGCUUUGGCCGCCUCGGCAAGUGAUGCGUCAAGACUACUAUUGAAGCCGCAAAAGGGAGAAAAGCGCGAUCCUGGAAAACUACUCAGGGAGGAGAAGAUGAGGAAGCGGAUUGCAAAGGAAUUGCCCAAGGUCACAGUGGAGCUGAAGAGGACUCUGCAAAAGUACGAGGAUGAAUAUGGCCGACCAUUCUUGGUCCACGGCGAAAGAUUCCUCGACGAGAUUGAAGAGAAGGAAGUCAAAGCUCCUCCAGCACGAUCCAAGACCCCCAACAGCCAUCAGCCGAGAUCGAAGACCCCGGCACCUGCACAAGCUUCCUCCAAACCAGCUGCCGGCGCAUCAAGGACUGGCUCGACAGCUCGACCUCAGAGUGUGAUGAGAGGUCCUCCACCACGUUCAACCACAAAGACACCCACCGCCGGGAUGGUCAGACAUCAACAACCAGCACCCGCAUUGUUGUCGACAGCAUCUCACUCGCAAUCCAAAUCACCUUCCAAGAUCCCGGCUCGUUUACCUCUAGGCAAUCUCAAGCACGGCAGCAAUUCUCCUGAACGUCGGGCUGCACAACACUCACAACCAGCUUCAAGGAGCGUACAGCAGCAUCAGCCGCAUGAGGCCGUCCCGAACUUCUCGCAGAGUGGCAGAACAAUGGGCCCUCCUCGAGCACCGCCACCGAAGAUGAGAGAUCUCUUCGUUCCCCCUGAACCGAGUCCACCUGCCACCAUGACCACUUCUUCUUCCCACGCUCAACCUCCACAACCUUCCACCCGACCCACUAGCACCAUAUCCUCCGGCUCGAACGAGAGCAGUCGCUACAUCCGCCCCAUAAGUCCCGAAGAUGUGUAUGACGAUCGCGAGAGGAUGUCGUACAUGUCAACAUCGCUGUUGAACCGGGAUCGGGACCGCCCACAGCAGCAGCAGCAGCAGCAACAACAAUCACAGCACUCUCAACCCGACUCCUACAUCCCUGAUCAACCUUCUCACUCAAUGUCGACUUCAACCUCAAUACGCGGCCAUAGCCAUAGCCACGGCCCCGGCAGCCGUCCUCACCCUUCAGCCCCACCGUCGACCAUGUCCGCCACUUCCCGACAAACGUCCAACACUUCAUCAAACAUGACUAACGGAACUACCGCGAGCGGGAGCGAGAACUGGGAAACCUACUCGGACGGAUCGGAGAUGGAACCCGAACGAGAUGUCCGCGACACGUACUACUCCAAAGUCCACGCCGCCGCAGCCACCACGACGACCGCGACGACGAAUGCCCUCGGUAUGAGCCAUAACCUGAACGGCAAGAGACCCAUGACUGCGGGCGGAGGUGUCAGCGGUGCUGGUGGUGCCGAUGUCGCGCUGUUGUCAGGCCAGAUGGGCCCUCCACCUGCUAAGAUCAGAGUGCAUGCAAAUGGGAACCAGAACCACGGCCACACCGUCCAUCUUCAUCACGAUGCCCAUGUCCAAGCCUAUGCCCGACAGCCAGACUGCGGUCCUCGCCGCCCUCACCAGAGCCAAUCCCAUGCGUAUCAGCAGUAUGAACGGUUCCGAGAAAUGUCGGAUGAAAACGUCGAUACUACGGCGGCGGCCACUGCUGGUGGUAUCGCUGCUUCAGGAGUCAGGAUCGAGGGCAGUGACGCCGCUUGGAGCACCGAGCUGGAAGAGACCUAUUGA
Capronia coronata CBS 617.96 is the source of this 2814-nucleotide messenger RNA. RefSeq lists its product as uncharacterized. The record is from RefSeq and is a predicted model, not a curated record. Gene Ontology annotation, cellular component: spindle; mitotic spindle midzone; cytoplasm. The transcript is spliced from 2 exons. Gene Ontology annotation, biological process: microtubule cytoskeleton organization; mitotic spindle midzone assembly. Gene Ontology annotation, molecular function: microtubule binding. NCBI's taxonomy places the organism in Eukaryota, Fungi, Ascomycota, Eurotiomycetes, Chaetothyriales, Herpotrichiellaceae. The coding region runs from base 1 to 2814 and encodes 937 amino acids.